This is a messenger RNA of Naumovozyma dairenensis CBS 421, 4458 nucleotides long. It is a transcript of the gene SCC2, whose product is annotated as cohesin-loading factor complex subunit SCC2. The coding region runs from base 1 to 4458 and encodes 1485 amino acids. Lineage: Eukaryota; Fungi; Ascomycota; Saccharomycetes; Saccharomycetales; Saccharomycetaceae. The record is from RefSeq and is a predicted model, not a curated record. The transcript has a single exon. Gene Ontology annotation, molecular function: chromatin binding. Gene Ontology annotation, biological process: establishment of mitotic sister chromatid cohesion; regulation of gene expression; replication-born double-strand break repair via sister chromatid exchange. Gene Ontology annotation, cellular component: Scc2-Scc4 cohesin loading complex.
AUGUCAAAAUAUCCAGGAGAAGACUCGGAUAUCCCUCAACGAAUACUAGAUACAUUAGGUAACCAACCAUUAAAUCAUUUAGUACCGAAAGAUGGGCUUGCAUCACUAAUAUCAGCUCCAUUAUCUAUAAAAUUGCCACCCACAAACGAUCCAUUCGUAAAUGAACCAUUUGCUAAGAACUUAGAAACUAUAAAUGAUUUUAAUUUGAAAGAAGGUAUUGAAGAUGAUACAGAAAUAAUCUUCAAGAGGUUGGAUUGCUUGCCAUCCUCUGGGAGUCCCAAACCCAAUUCAGUUCAACUUAUUACAAACAACUUAUCACCAUUAGCCACGAAGUGCUUACAAGAAACAAAUCCAAAUAUUAUCAUUGAGAAGCAACGAACUUCUACGAAACAACAAGUACAGAAAACCUUCAUGCAUGAAAAGAAACAUAAGAUAGAUACGGAGAAAGCAUUAGGAUUGACUACCAAUGAUCAAUCUCCUCUAAAGAAACAGAAAAUGAAGACAGGUACAGGUGUACCUAUGAAUCAAUUGUCUCUUGGACAGCAAUACAUUAAGGAUCUCGUAACUGUUUUGGAAUGUAUUGGAUUUCAUAAUCUAGAAAGUGAAAGGGGGAAUUUGGAGUAUUGGAUUAGUAUAGAUGAUGGUAAUCACAUUUUGACUGAAAAUAUACUUCAUAAAUUGCAAAUCACGUUGAAAAAUAUUAUGUCGGUUCAUCAGAUCUGGGACAAACUUGAAAUCUCCUGGCUCCAGUUCUUAUUGAAUAUAUUGACAGAUAAUAUUGAAAAAGCAAAGGGCUAUUUGCAGACUGAGAAAAUGGGUACCUCUCUUCUUAAGAUAUCACAUCUAUCUGCUUACUGUAUUUUCCAAAUAUUUCUUUUCAAUAAAGAGGAUAAAAAAUUACAUCUAGAACGAUAUCUUUUAGAACCAAUAAACUUCAUUUCAGAAGCUUUCGAAUUAUUAAAGCUUGCUGUUGAAAAAAAUGAUAAGUCUUUUGAUAAGGACCAACUCUCCUAUUUAGAUCAAUCAAUCUCCUUAUUACCAUCAUACGUUGAAAAGAGACCAUAUAUGGAUGAGAAUUUAGUUACCAAACUAAUUUACAUAUUUACAGAUACGAUAAUGAACGAUGAAUUUGAAUUCGUUAAUAACCUUUCACUUCAUAAUAUAUGGAAAUCCAUUAAGACAAAAAGUUGUAACCUAUUAAUUACAUUAUUUCUAAAAAUUCCCAGUCAAAGAGAAUUUAUUCUUCAAGAAUUAUUGACUCAUACAGAUAGAAUGCCGCAAAAGAGAAUACAGCGGAAAUUAACUAAAGUUGCAAAUGACACUUAUAUUACCGAUUUUACGAGGACUAUAAUAGGGAUUCUUGAAAGUAUAAAUUGCUUUGAUUAUGCAAUGAAAAUGGCAGAUUGGGAUGAAGAAUCAAUAAGGUUACUUGAGCAGAUUAAUAUGAAACAACUACAAACAGUACAUUCUUAUGUUGAGCAUAUUAAUAGCACUAUAUUGAAGCAAUUUUUAGAAAAUACUACUAAAUAUAGACACGUAUUGAAUGAUUAUGUUCAGGAUCUUCUCAAUUUGAUUCCUUUACCUGAGUGGUCCGUUACUGAAGUUUUGCUCAGUUCAAUGACGAAGAAAUUACUCCUUAUUUUCGAUCCCACUACGACGAAGAACGCGAAUACAGAAGCUAUAUGCCUUCAGACAAUUGGUAACAUCGGCUCAGUAAUAUUCAACAUAAAGUCAUCAACAAACCCAUCAGAAUGCGAUAACUUAAUCAAGAUAUUCAACUAUCCCGAGAAGUUACCCCAGUUAUUAGAGAAAUUCCAAGACUGUCUGGAAUAUAUUAAAUUUUCAUCAGAUAAACCAUCUGCAUUCCCUUAUUUCUGGAAUUUAGAACUAAUAACAUUAUUAAAAUUAAGAGAGUUCAACAAAGAUUCAGAAGUAGAUGAUGAUAGGAACAAUAAGGUUACCCAACUACUUUCCGAGCAAAUAUUAAAGCUUAGUGAACCAAUUAAUAUCAAUACGACAAAUAAGACUUGGUCAGAAGUCAAGUUAGAAUACUAUUCAAUAUUGCAUACUUUCGAUUUAUUGAAUCUUUAUGAACCUUACUUAAAACUGAUUUUAUCAUUCCUUGGAAAAGACAGGAUAAAAUUAAGAUCGACAGCAAUUAAAUGUCUUUCUAUGCUAGCAAAUAAAGAUCCAGUCAUUUUACAAAGUGAUUCUGUAAAAGAGACAAUACAGCAACGUCUGAAUGAUUCGUCUGCUUCUGUCAAGGAUGCUAUUCUUGAUUUAGUCAGUAUCAAAUCAUCAUACUUACAAUUUUACAGACAAAUAAAUGCUAAUUUUGCAGAUGAAAGUAUUUCUGUAAGAAGACACGUCCUAAGGAUUAAUGAAAAAAUUUAUGAUGAAACGACAGAUGUGCAAGCCAAAAUAUUUGUAGCUUCUAGAAUUCUUCUCAGAAUCGAAGAUGAAGAAGAUAUUAUCAUUGAUAUGGCUAAAGACAUUUUGUUAAAUAGAUGGAUACUUUCCAUCAACGCAUUAGAAACAAACCAAGAAAGUCAAGCUACAUUAUGUAAUGAAGUAAUCUUGAUCAUUUCCGGCGUCAUCUCACUAAAUGCAAAAUGUUCCCAAUUAAUUGACUGGUUCUUAAAUUUUUAUUUACUGAACGAAACCAUGCAUACUCCUCCAAUAUUUUCCAGAAUUAUCAAUACCUUAAACCUUUUAGCAGAUUACUUAGUUCAAGGGACAGUUGAAUUACAAUUAGGUCUAGAAUCUGAAAACCAUGCUGUUUUGAAACGUAGAGAGGAAUACCUCGCAUUACUAACUAAAUUUUCCGAUAGUACGACUACAUUUAUUACCAAGAAUCACCUUAUAUCCUUAUACCCAUAUUUAGUAUCUGAUGAGAAAAGCGAUUUACAAUAUUAUAUUCUUCGUAUCUUUAAGAAUGCGUUUCAAAAAUCAGAUCAUUUUAAACCUAAGUUCCUAUUUGAUCUAGAGACCACUUUAUUGAGUAGAUUACCCAAAAUGAACGUGAAAGAGAUUGAAGAAGCAAUGCCAUUGAUUUGGCAAGUUUGUUCACAAAGACAAGAAUACGAUAGAGCUUCUAAAGCGUGUUCUUCAUGCUUCGUUCAUUUGAAUCCAUAUAUUACAAUGGCCAACAAGGAACCUUCAAAGAUAUUAGCUGAUGGGAAAUUACAAAGAUUAAUAUACUUAACUGCUGGAUUUGCUAGAUUUUGCCCAAUCAAACGAUCACAAGGUAAAGUUAUGUAUGUUUCAGAAAAUGAAUCGAUAUAUGAGUACGUCACAAAGUGCUUAUUAGUGUUGUCAAAACCAGAAAUAACACACAUAAUUAGAAGAAUAGCAAUCAAGAAUUUGACAAAAUUGUGUGGUAGUUAUCCAAAGUUAUUCAACUCUAAACAUGUUUUAAACCUGUUAGAUAAAGAAUUUAAUAGUGCUCAUUUAGAUAUCAAGUUGGUCAUUUUAGAAAGCUUUUAUGAUUUUUUUGUUCUGGAGGAGAAAAAAUCAGUCAGAAAGGCUGGUGUAAAUGGUACGUUAUCUUCCGAGCUUUCAUUGAAGCAGAGUAUUUCAAUGGAGAAGAAAUCAGAGUUUGUUAAUGACGGAGUUUGUUCAGCAUUAGUGUCAAGGUUCUUAAAGAAUAUAUUAGAUAUCUGUACUGGAUCUAAUAUAAAGAGUUCGUUAGUAGCAGUUCGACUAUUAGAAUUGAUUUUACAGUACGGAUAUACAAAUCCAUCACAUGCUAUACCAAUAAUUAUAGCUUUAGUUUCCUCAAAUAAUCAAUACAUGAGUCAUAUAUCUAUUAAAAUUCUCAAGGAUUUAUUCGAAAAAUACGAGACUAUGGUGUUUAGUGGAAUGUCCAAAGGGGUUCAACAAGCAAUUGUUUAUUCUCGGGUGUUGAUGGGUGAUGAUCUUUACAAGAACGAUUUAUUUCUACGGAAACUAGGUACUAUCGUGGGAAUAGGGAAAAAAUAUGGCCCGAAAUUCAUUAAGACAAUAAAGAAGGUCAUGAUGAGUCUCCUAAAUGGUAUCGUCGGAGUCGAAAUUGAUAAUGACACAAAAGAUUCGAUCUGUUUUAUGACUUCAAACAUUGCGAACUUGCAAUUUAAUUCCCAAUUUGAUUUAAUUUCCCUUUUGAAACCAAUGGACGUUGUAGCUGAACAAAUGAAAGAAAAUAUUCAAGAUUGGUUAGCUACGAAUGAACAUGUAGAAUCGAUACCCCAAGAAGUUAAAAAUUCGAUGAUUAUUCAGUCAUCCUUAAUUGAAGUAAAGAAUUAUAUGUUUGCUUUAUACAAUAUUAAGGUUGAGUUGUUAGAAUUGGAUGUUACAGAUGAAUCAGAACUCAAAAAUAGGCCUGUCCUCGUUAAUAAAACAUAUACUGCAUCAGUCUUAUCGAGACUGGAAAAGAUAAUUCAAAGCGAAGAUAUUCUUUCGCAAUAUAUAAAUUUCUAA